Molecule: messenger RNA, 1196 nt
Organism: Gamsiella multidivaricata
Lineage: Eukaryota; Fungi; Mortierellomycota; Mortierellomycetes; Mortierellales; Mortierellaceae
Exons: 1
Coding region: 147-977 (276 amino acids)
Source: RefSeq, a predicted model, not a curated record
ACUUUCACUCAUCCCUUGGCAUUGUUUACCACCAUCACACACCUAUACUCCCAAGGUAGUGAACACCGAUCAGCAAACCCAUAACAAGAGGCCUAUAACCGCCAGCCAUAUCCCAAUAACGCCUCAGAAACCACACACAGCACAACAUGGCAGUGCCCGCUCUGCUCUACUCAGAGCUUCAGAAGCUCGUCGAUACCUUGGAGAAGGAGCGCAAGCUCCUCAAGGAAGCGUACAAUACCAUAUCCCAGUUCCCCCAUUCAGACACACCCUCCGAAAAGCUAUGGCCGGCCCUCUCUGGCGAGAUUUUGCUCGCCCAGAUAUGGCUCCAAUCCAACCAGUCGAUGUCCCAGUUUCACGACCUUCUCUUGCGUGAGGAAUUAACAUGCUCCCAAAAGGUCCAUGAGCUGCGCCAAGCCCAGAUUCGACUUACACCUACCGCGGAGCAGCAGGUUUUGCUAAUCCAGGCCCAGAAGGAUGAGCGCAUUCGACUAGCCGAGAUUUCCAAGGAAGAAAAGGUGCGACUGGCCGAGCUUGCCAAGGAAGAAAAGGCGCGACUGGCCGAGCUUGUCAAGGAAGAAAAAGUGCGACUGGCCGAGCUUGUCAAGGAAGAAAAAGUGCGACUGGCCGAGAUUGCUAGGGAGGACAAGGUGCGGCUGGCCGAGAUUGCCAAGGAUGAAAAGACGCAUAUGGCAGCGACGGAAAUGGCCAAGGAGAUCCAACUGGAGGAGUUGGUCAAUAAACGGGACAUACGGAUGAACGAGCUGCAGGUCGAGGAAAACAAGAUACGGGCAGAGACGAUGAAGUACGAAUUGACGACUAGGACACUUGCGGACAAGAAGACUAAAGCACAGUUGAACCUGAAGACGCCGGAGGUGUUGAAGAUCGAGAGCCAGGCGAAAAAUUAUGGGUGGGAAAUUGAGGACUUCAACGAGAUCUGCAACCUUACCCGUCCCAGGAGGGGAGGGGAGGGAGAAUGAGCGUGAAAGAAAAAAAUUCAGCGGGCCGAGAUUAUGAUUAGAAACCUUUAUUUGAUGACGAGGAAGAGUAACCGACGUUUUUUGAAAGGACUAGUGCUCAUUGAAGUUAGCAGGCGGAUUUAUUUAUUACGAGGAUGAAGUCUUGACAUGCAGGAAGCGAUUGAGCUGUCGAACCAUGAGGUUCUUUGCAUUUUGCGAAUAAACAAAAGUAAUGAUAGA